CGCCUCACCAAACCACCAAAGCUGCACCCGCGAAAGCAUAGCCAUCGCAAGAAGCUGCAAAAGCGCGUCAAAAGGAAGUCUUCAGAUAGAGUCGCUCCGCUUUCGGUUUUCGUCCUGCAGUAUGAAAAAUACCCGUACUACACGGAGCCAGGAUUGAUUCUAGGAGCGUACUCGAGCAUUGGGACCGUCACUAAUGCGGCGAUUGAACAUGGAGCUUAUGCGUUUUCGAAGGAGGGGAUGCGGGAUGGGACGGAGUAUUUGAGCCCGAGCGGGCGGAUCAAGAUUCUCAAGAGGACAAUUCAAAGGGUUGGGCCGCGAGCUCCUAUGCCCAAAGGUCGACACCCAGAAUUCCACAAGGAGCGGCCAGAUAGUACGCCUAAGCCAUCUGGUGCGGGGGAGGAACCCAAAGCACCAGUGGCCAUUGAUGGGAAAGAAGGCGUUCUCGUUGCUGUACAUAGGUCCCCAACUGGGAUCUUCUGCAUCGGCGCUUUUACGGAGAGGAAGAGGGCAUGGGGAGCGUGUUUAAAGCAUCGUUUCACACCUCCAUUCUCAGAGUUUGCGGAAGAAAACGAUGGCUGGGUAGACGAAUACCAGAUGCCGCAUGUGAGGGCAAGAGAGAUCGGUGCUGGAUGGCAUGAGUGGUUCGUGGUGCCGUAUAAGAUCGAU
Messenger RNA from Westerdykella ornata, 666 nucleotides. RefSeq lists its product as uncharacterized. The transcript has a single exon. The record is from RefSeq and is a predicted model, not a curated record. Lineage: Eukaryota; Fungi; Ascomycota; Dothideomycetes; Pleosporales; Sporormiaceae. The annotation marks the transcript as partial.